AACAGAAAGUUGUGAUCUUAAACUGAUUAAACGAGGAGGUUAGAACAUGAAGAUGUCAAAGGAGUCUGUAAUAAGCUAUCUGCUGUAGCCGACAAUUUUUGCUAAUCUUUAUUACAAGGAGACCAGUUUCCAUACUUCAUGCAACCCAUGAAAAAACAUGUGAACAUCUUUAAUGACAUAACAAUACAGAUUAGUCAUCAAAUAUCCUUGAAAAUGGUUUUCCCAAAUGUGGGUGCUCAUAAUUAAUGCCAUAAAUAACUUCUUGUGACAGUUUCCUUCAAUUAUAUCUCUGGGUUUAUGCAGAGUUCUUCCAAACCUCAUCCUGAUUGAGUGUUACAGAAACUACUCUCAACAAAUUGGAAGGGACCCAUAAAAACCCAAACCCACAAAACAAAUUUACUUCACCAGGCAAAGCAAACGGCCAAAUUUGAGGAACCAUAAGCACCUCGUUUUCAACGCCCUGCCAAACAUGCACCCAUAAUCAAACCCUUCCACAAUCCAUUGCCAGAAAACCAUGUCUUCUUCCUCCCAACAAAUUUUCUUUACCACCUCUUCUGAUGGACCCAUCACUGCCUACGACGCCUCAUCCACCACCGCCAUUGCUCGUUUCAUCACCAGCCGCUCUCCCCGCCGAGGCCUCGCCGUCGCCGGCAACAAAAGUAACACCUUUAUUGCUGUCUCACAUGUAUCCUCAGCCAGUCCCUCUGGUUCUAUCCACCUUUACAAUUGGCAUUCAUCUACUUUUCUCCAUAGCAUUCCUCUCCCUGAACCUGUUGCUCCACUAGCAGCCACUUCUGAUGGUUUCUUCUUGUUUGCCGGCGGACUCUCUGGUCAUAUCCAUGUCCUUUCCAUCCCUUCCGGAGACUUGCUCUCUUCAUUUCCUGCCCACAAGAAGCCUGUAUCUUGCCUCAACAUCAGCCAAGAUGGGUCUGUUCUGAUUUCCGGCGGCGAUGAUGGCACCAUUGCUAUUCUCCCAAUUUUCCAACUCGUUGAGAUGUCGUCAGGUGAUGAGAAUCCUUCGAGUGAUUUUAUGUCGAUGAAGUUUGUUGCUCAUGAUGAUUCUGUGACACACAUAAUUUCCAGUAUGUCAACUUUCGUAUCUUCCUCAAUGGAUUCCACAUGUAAGCUCUGGAGUCUUUUUAAUGGAACCCAUCUGCAGACUGUGAGUUUCCCAUGUGGAAUUCUGGGGUUGGAUUUAGACCCAACAGAGACCCAAUUCUAUGCUGCUGGUUUUGAUGGAUCAAUUUACAAAGGGUGGGUGAAAUUUGGGAGAAAAGCAGAGAGAAGCCAUGAAUGGAUCAUGUUGGGUCAAAAACACAGCAGCACAGUGGUGUCAGUGGUGAUGACUAAUGAAGGGAAGAAUAUGGUGUCUGCAUCAGAAGAUGGUUCUCUGUUUGUUUGGGAUAUUGAAUCAGGAGAAGUCAUAAGGGUUCUUGGAAAUGACAUGGGUGGGAUCAGUGACAUGGUUAUGGCUAACGGAAAAGCUCAUGGGCUAAAUAUGGGGAAAGAGGGGAGCCAUGAUUUAGGGUUAUCAGCUUUGGUGCUGAGCAGGAGAUUGAGAGAUUCAUUGGAGAUGGAGGAGGUGUUAAUGGGGGCAGCAAAAGACAGGAGAAGAGCAAUUGAGAUGCUUGAAUCUGCAAUUACGAUGUACCAGAAGCUCCUUGAACUGAUUCUCAAAGAAGUCAAAGGGGGAAAUUGCAGCAACACUGACAAGGAAAAAGACGAAAAAGACAAAGAUGACAUGUAAAUUUCUCUUUACUGUAAGAAAUCCAAACAGAGUUGUGCAAGAAAGUUAUGCUCUUCGGCCUUUUUUUUAUAAAAAAUUUAUGCCCUUCGCGUGGAAA
Carica papaya (papaya) is the source of this 1844-nucleotide messenger RNA. Its product is annotated as protein ROOT INITIATION DEFECTIVE 3-like. The record is from RefSeq and is a predicted model, not a curated record. Gene Ontology annotation, biological process: rRNA processing; DNA-templated DNA replication. Gene Ontology annotation, cellular component: nuclear pre-replicative complex; rixosome complex. Gene Ontology annotation, molecular function: protein binding. Lineage: Eukaryota; Viridiplantae; Streptophyta; Magnoliopsida; Brassicales; Caricaceae.